Molecule: messenger RNA, 3446 nt
Organism: Lethenteron reissneri (Far Eastern brook lamprey)
Lineage: Eukaryota; Metazoa; Chordata; Hyperoartia; Petromyzontiformes; Petromyzontidae
Product: synaptotagmin-2-like
Biological process (GO): calcium-ion regulated exocytosis
Cellular component (GO): plasma membrane; exocytic vesicle
Molecular function (GO): SNARE binding; phosphatidylserine binding; clathrin binding
Source: RefSeq, a predicted model, not a curated record
CACACACACAAAAAGACCCUCCAAACAAUCAAAAUAUACAUCUGCCUGCCAUUGUAACAGGUGGCCGCUCAUCAGCAUGCCUCCCUCUGCCGAGGCAUCCCAAGACGGGCUGCUCAUUGUUGUGGCGUUGGUGUUCCCGGUGUCGUGCGUGACAGUGGCUGCCAUGUGCCUCUACUGCGACCUCAGGAGAUGGUUUACAUCGUCCGGGGCAAAUCUCGACCGAACGAGCAGCCCGGAGCAAAAGGGCAGCAGCAGCAGCAGCGGCAGCAGCAUCAGAGUCAUCCAGCCGGACCUGAAACUCAGUCGCAGCAGCAGCGCCGUGUACCUGAACAGACCCAGCAGAGAGGACUUUGAAAGGCGCUUCAGCAUGCCUGCUGGAGACUCCUUGGCCCGGGUUAAUGUGAUGCAAACCAAUACAUCUUUGCUCCAGAGCCAGAUGUGCUACUCAUCUACUGACGGUUCUCAGUAUGGAUCUACCAACCUGUUAAUCAACUCGCGCCGCCCAUCGAUAAACAGCCCACUGGAUCCAAGCCAAUUCAACGUAGACAUUUACAAACAAGCUCAACCCCUGGAAAAUGUUGAAGAAUCUUGUCCGCUGGGCUCUAUCAACUUCUGCCUUUUAUAUGAGGAGGAGCUGAACAUCCUGACCGUUCAGAUCAUCCAAGUGCGGGAUCUGCCAGCCAAAGAAUUCGGGAAGCCAGCCUCCUUCAUCUGCACCGUGUCGCUGCUGCCAGACGUUUCGUCGCUGCAGAGCCAAGUCCAUCACAACACUCCGAAUCCCAUCUUCAUGGAGAGCUUCCUCUUCUCGGUGCCCCUGCUGGAGCUGCAUCGGAGGACCGUGCUCGUCAAGCUGUUCGAAGUCGACAGAUUCUCCAAGAAAAAUAUCGUCGGCAAAAUCGAGCAGCCCUUGCGAGACCUCCUGCUGGACAUGAAGGCUCCCCAGCACUUCCUCAAGAAGAUAAAGUUGUGCCGGAACGAGGAACAUGGUGAGUUGUCAAUAUCGCUGGGUUACCUUCCAAAGGCUGAAAAGCUUACGAUCACUGUGUUACAAGCACGGAACAUCAACGCAAUUCAAAAUGGAUCCCAAGGACUAUUUGUAAAGCUGACCGUUUCUGUGGAAAAUGAAAAAUAUAUCAAAACCAAAAAAAUCAUGCAAAAACAAAGAGAUGGUGGCAUCGAGUUUAAUGAAUCUGUGGCUUUCAGCUAUUCAUCUGAACAGCUGGCAAAGACACACCUGUUAUUCCAGGUUAUCCAGACCAGCAGUGGAAAACAGAAGGUCGAAGUUGGGCGCAUCUUGUUUGGCAAGGACAGCUCUGAAAAAAUACUGGCUCGGUGGAAGGUCAUCAUGUCUGGACAGCCUGCCCGGGCCAUCUGGUACAAAUUAAGCGCACCUGAAGUGGACCCCGGAUCUCCAUAACUGUCAAUUGACAAUAUCACAUCACAAAAAUACAGUGACACUUUUCUUUGAGACUCCUGGAGAAUGUUUCAAAUGAACUGUAAAUCUCGAAAGGUUUACAGGAGUUAAGUACCAAUGACUGAUGAAUGUGGGAUGAACUUGUUUGCUUUUUCAGUCAGGUUAAUAUUUACAAGCUACAAAGGCGGUUGGUUGGGUGACUCGUGGGUGGAUUAUACUGUGCCUGGGUAUUGGAGCUAACGACCCCUUAAGAGCCUGAGCUCCUGCGUGGACAUGUUAAGAGUGAAUUUUGUUUGCUCAGCCCACAGAGAUUGCCUAAGAAUGACAAGAUUGAUGGCACCAGCUCAAUUACAUUGCACUGAAGAAAACCCGAAUAAAAAGCUGUCGCUCCUGUUCUUGAUUUAAUUACUGUACAUAAUAUGGUGUAUAUAUUAGAGGGCACUUAAUUGACUAAAAUUCGAGGGUGUUCACGUUUGGCACAAUGUUUGUGAAAAGCAUGUCUGAACUAUGGAUUGCAUUGGGAGCAGAUUUUAAAACUGCAAGGGUACAUUUCAACAACAAAAACAAAUGCCAGUCAUUCAGCUGUCGUACAGAAAUCACCCAACUGGUCAGAAUAAAAGAAGGCAAUUUAAAAUGCAAAACAGUAAUUCUAUAUUGAAAUAAUCCAGUGUUUGAUAUUCAAUAUAACGCUAAAGUGCAGUAUUUUGUUGUUGUUUUCUAUACAGUCGUUACUUUAAGUCUUUGCAUAGCAAAUAGUGUUGCUUUCAGUAAUCAUGAAUAAAAACUUUACAGCAAACCAUUGAUGUCGUUGAUUGGCAUUUUACCACUCUAUUUACGUUUCAAAUUGAAGUUUCGCUUGUUUAAUUUUUAUUAUGUUACGUGGUAAGACGCUGCGGUGAGGUUCUGCAAGAACUGGCCCUGCAGCAACUGCAAGAUAUAUAACAAGAUGCAGCAUGCAAGAUGCAGCCUCAAGGCACACCUCAUAAAUUGUGCACAGAUCAAUGUGUUUCACGUUUCAUUUGUGAACAAGUUUGACCAUCAUCAUUAAUGUAGAACACGGAGCUGUUGCUGUUGCUGUCGGACUGCAGAAUCAAAUCGAAGAGAAAAUCUGCCAAACUGAUGUUUUAAAUGCACUUUGGUCAUGUACGGAAAUAUUGUGGUGUGAUUUGUAGUUUACUUGAAAAAAAAAGAAUCGGUUAAUGGGACAUGCCAAACAUUAUACAUCUUCUGUACAGAGGCCAGUUUUGUUGGUUUGGCCAGUGGCGGCUCCUGCAAAAUCUCUCAGGGGGGGCAAAUGUCUGGAUGAUUGAUAAGGAUAAGGUCCACCCAUGCAAUGGAUAAAUUAACAGCUUAAGCAUGUAAAGGCAACUUCAAUUCUUUAAUAUUAAUGAAAAAUAAAGUGACUCUUACAAUACAUCUUGUUUGUUUCUAUACUCACUAUUAAAACAAACCACUCAAGUUUAUUUUAUUAAAGAUUCCACUAGGUGGCGAUAAAUUAUAUUGUUGGAUGAAACGUGCUUACGUAUGAUGACGUUAGCACGUAUGAUGACGUAAGCACGUUAGUGCAAGCCCUCCCGGAAGCCAUAGAGAAUGCAUUGGAGCGCCCGCCGUUCGAAAAAAAACAUCUUUCAAUGUAAGUCUAUGGGGCCACUCGGGGCGAUUCUCAGCCGGAGUGAAAUCGCCCAAAAAGAGGCGGUACUCCACAGAACGUGACAUGACGCUGAUUGGACUAUAUCCAGAGGCACAGUGACGGCUAGCGUGACUCUGUGGUUCAAUGACAUUGGUGGUGCGUCGCCCAAUCGCCCUAAUGAAGAAACCGCCCCUGGUCUAGACCCGCACCUUGGCUGGGUCGGGUCAGGUAGCCUCCCCUAGGGUAAUUGUAGCCGGAGGACCCCAGAGCGUAGCCAGAGUCAGGUACGCUAGGAGGAGGCUGUGUCCCUAGGCUGUGUCCCUAGGCUGUAACAGAGUAUCAGGACUGUUGGAGUGUUGUAUUGUAAUAAAGAAGUUACCUCUACAAGUGUCUCCGGAACCC